CUCAAGUGACGAGGGGUCAUUGUAUUCGACCCUUGCGCCUCAAAGUCUCUUUCAGCGUUAAGCACGUCACGACCGCCAGACCGUGAACUAUCGUGGGUUCAAGGAAUUCUCGAGGGCGCAUAGUUGACAUACUCCAUCGCUUGCCGUCAUGGCGGGCUCGUCAACCGCCGCCAACCCCGCAUCCCUCUCCGAGUGGUACGAGAACUGCAUGCAAGCCUUCAGGGAAUUCCUGCUGGCCCUCGGCGAGACGAACUGCCGUGCAAUCCGCCUCGAGCAAGUUCACCUUCCAGAGAUAUUAGAGGAGUACGGGAGGGCCAAGAUCUGGGGAGACCAGACCAAAGCAGACCUUCCGGCAAGAGCCCGCGGCUCUUUGGAUGACGCACUCCGACACGAUGACGAUCUCAAACAACUGGUUCAGGGUAUCUUCGUCCGCCUGAGGGCACUCCUCGGUCAAGCAACAUCUAUCGCCGAGAGGAAGUAUGAUCUACUCGCCGGAUCGGAUUGCGAUUCGAUUAGCAGUGUCAGCGCCGACUCUGAUUCUGGUACAGACGACGACGCGGAUGCCGAUGGCCAACACCAGCGCCGUAGCAUGCCCAAGAUUCGUCUUAUUGUCCAGCAGAUUGUGGGACAGAUCCGAUCACUUUAUGACCUGUCUUCCUUGCUUCGGCGCCCAAGUAUUGCAGACAAAUACAUCCGCUCCGUCAGCUCCAAGUUGAACACAUCCACGUCGAGUGACUCGGACGCCUUGCCACUAAGUGUUGGAUUCCGCACCUCGGACGAGAGCCACGUAGCCGAGAAGGUGCUACAAUGGCGCGGCCUGACGAAGAGCGGGCUAGGCGUUAAGUUUGAAGAGGAGGAGCCUGCUCCUACCGGGAAGGACUCGACAAGUGACGGCAUGGAAGAUAUUCUGUGGUUUUGCCAACGGCUUGCGAGAGCGAACACGAGGCGACGAGAACAGCUUCAGUACUGGACUGCCAAUCCCUACGACCCCAAGAAAGACGUGCCCAGCGCAGCUCAGCUCCCUUCGCAGGAUCUGGCAGACGUUCUAGUCAAACAGAUAGAAGUGGCACAGGAGUCACGAAGCCAAACGUCUACUCUUAAACCACCGGAUAGAAAUCUCCUGCGCACAGGGCCAAGGUCAGCAGUGUCAAAGCAGAGUUUCUCGACGGCUGCCGUCUCGCUCGUUCACGAUACGAAAACAAAUGUUCGGCCUCGGACGGUCUAUGCGCUCACGGCCGUCGGCAAAGGCCGAUCCAACUCUGUCCCCGAUCCACCUAAGGCGAAAGAUGGAUUGAGCACCUUUCCGUGUCCGUAUUGCGGAAUGACACUCGAGGUCAGCGAGAUGCGGAACAGGCAAUCAUGGCAACGCCAUGUAUUUCGGGAUCUCCGUCCCUACGUUUGCACGUUUGAGGAUUGCCAGAAUUCCGGGAAGCUAUACAUAAGCCGCGGUGACUGGAUACACCACGAACUACAGGUCCAUCGGCGCAAUUACGUCUGUAAAGAGUGUAAUAAGAGGUGCCCAAAUAGACGGGAAGCGUCGACACACCUCCGAGAACACUACGGAGAGUCAACUUCGCCGUCCCAGCUCAAUGUCAUCCUGGAUCUCUCCGAACGACAAGUCGACGUCUCAGCAGAGGAGAAAGACCCAUGCCUCAUUUGUGGAGAGGAGCUCUCACUGUCUACAUUACAGAGCCAUAUUGCGACCCACAUGGAGGACAUCGCUCUCUUUGUCUUGCCCAAUGUCGACGAAGAGGAAGGAACCGGGGGCUCAAAGGCUUCGGUGCAGGUAGCGAGACUCGAGUCCAAGGGCAAAGCCAGUUAUCUUGAGUCGGAUGUUGGGAGCCUCGGCUUCUCUGUAUCUGGAGGCCAUGGGCAAAAUCCGCUCGAUUUUGCGAAGAUACUCGCCGACGAAGAAGUGGGAUAUGCCGCCAAAUUUUCGUCUUGGGAGACCAAGGGUGAUGAAGACGGAACGUCCACCUCCAUUCUGCGAUCGAACAUGUCCGAUCUAAACAACUACACCGUCGGUGUCGACUUUCUAGCCCGGUUAAACAACCAGGAAUACAAGCUUGAGAGCCCGUACGAGCGGAUGGAGAAGAUGAAUAACCUUGGGAAUGCGCUUUAUAGCCAGGGCAAGCACGAUGAGGCUGAGGCGAUGCAUCACGAGGCGCUUGAGUUACGCAAGCAGUUGCUUGGCCGCGACCAUCCUGAUACGCUUACUAGCAUGGAAAAACUUGGGAAUGCGCUUUAUAGCCAGGGAAAGUACGAUGAGGCUGAGGCGAUGCAUUGCGAGGCGCUUGAGUUACGCGAGAAGGUGCUUGGCCCCAACCAUCCCGAUACGCUUACCAGCAUGAACAACCUUGCGCUUGUGCGCGAUAGCCAGGGCAAGUUCUUUGGGGACAGAGACGCAAUCUCGGCACGACCCCUCGUUGUACGACGUGAUGGAGGGAGAAUUUAUCUUCCCAUGGGCAGAUUUCACGGCGUUCUAAAGAUGUCGGAAUUUACAACUUAUCCGCCUACGCAGGCAACGUUUUCGGUGGAUCAAAUCGACGACUGGGAAUGCAGCGCUCUGGUUCCAUCGGACCUCGCCGCACAGGCUUUGCAGCAGAGCCACGAUCAGGUCGUUCCUCGUCGGUGGAGUUUGGGAAUCGACACUCUCAAAGUGCUUGUUCACCCCAGUCUUGGCGGCGAAUUCCAGAAGGCGCUAUAUGCGGCCCUUCAAUAUCGGAUCAAAGGAAACGUCGACAUCACCGAAACCAACGACAGCUACAAACCUGACUCCGCCGUGUUCAGGAUUACGAUGAAUACAGAUGACAAUGACCGCAUCGAUAUCGCCGGAUCUCCGUCUCUGAUCGGGUAUGAAGGCCCAGUGCGCGGGCUGGAUCUCACGGGCGUCAACGUCGCUCAGAGGGCCGCAAAGUCCGCCGCUAUUUUGGCUCACCUGGUCCGGCUCAGACAGAUCCUCGACCUCAGCAACGGCGCGGGCCAGCCGGAUGCGCCAUUUAAGGUUACACUGAAGCCGUACGGGAGCGAGGGCGGUCCAUUGGCGGGUCAGUGGCUAAGGAUGAGAUUCGUAUUCGAGAACAUGGCUAAGUCUCGGCUCUACUUUACAUUCUUGGUCCUCGGUUCUGGAUUUUGUGUGAUGCAGCUCUACCCUUUAGCGGAUUCCCCACAAUCGGUAGAUGAGGGAGGCGAGGUUUCGCUCGACUGCAGAAUACCGAUACCCGACCUGCUCAAGGAUUAUGAAGAUCAGCGAGACAUAAUCCGGAUAGUUGUCACGAGGGGUAGGCAGGUUUCGUGGAAAAGUUUGGAACUGCCUGACAUCUGGCAUACUGAGCGGUGGGCCGACGAGCCCUGUGGCUCAGGGAUGGGCGCGACAACGCGGUCGGAAUGUAGCUACUGGGUAGAAGAUAUCAAGGUAUUGUCAACAAAACGAGGCGAUGGAGACGACGUCUAUUGGAGGUCACGGAUAUAUAGUUAAUAGGACAGUGCGCCCCCCUUGUCUUUCCUUGUAUUCCACUGGUUUUCAGCCUCUGACACUGUUUAUAUGCGCGAAUUGUCUCUCAUCAAGAUACUUGCUGCCUUUUCUCGCCCCAGCUUCUGCGUUGUGGCUCUGUGGAC
Messenger RNA from Phialemonium atrogriseum, 3618 nucleotides. RefSeq lists its product as uncharacterized. NCBI's taxonomy places the organism in Eukaryota, Fungi, Ascomycota, Sordariomycetes, Cephalothecales, Cephalothecaceae. Gene Ontology annotation, molecular function: protein binding. The record is from RefSeq and is a predicted model, not a curated record. The transcript has 3 exons. The coding region runs from base 149 to 3478 and encodes 1109 amino acids.